CUUCCUUUCUUCCUCCCCCAAUUUCAGUCUUCUCUCGCCAUCGAUAUCGUUUUCUCUCUGUUUCUCUCUGUUUCUGUUUCUCCAUUUUCUGUUUCCACAGCUCACAGUGGCUGAGUUUCAUGAAUCAAGGCUUUCCCAGAAACCCAAAUUCUCCAUUUCUUCUUCUUCUUCUUCUUCUUCUCCACUUUCUGUCACAAUUCCAGACCAUAAUCACCAUUUUUCCCAUUCUGGAACUCCAUCUUUCUCCAGAUUUUCCUUCAAUUCCUCCCACUUUCCCUCCUUGAGACUUGUAACCCCAGUUCCCUCCAUGUUCUCUACCCCCUUUGUUCUUUCCUUCUCCCUCCUCCUUUCUCUUCCUAUCCUCUUCCUUCUCGCCCCUCAUUUCAUCCCUUCACGCCCUCAAUCCAUUCCAAUCCCUCCACCGGACGACCACGACGAUCUCUUUCUCUUCAAUCGCGCCACCGCUGGAUCUAAUCCCAACAACCCAUCUACGUUUUCCCAUCUUUCUUCCACCAACAACCCUAAAUUGAAGAUUGCUUUCCUCUUUCUCACUAAUUCUGACCUCCAUUUUGCUCCUCUUUGGAUUCGUUUCUUCCCCAAUUCCUCAGAUCUUUACAAUGUUUAUGUUCAUGCUGAUCCUUCCAUCAACAUUACACGCCCUGGCGGCCCUUUUCUGGGUCGUUUUAUUGUUGCCAAACGGACUUAUCGUGGGUCUCCUACUCUCAUCUCUGCCACGCGCCGCCUUAUCGCCACCGCCAUGAUUGAUGAUCCUGCUAAUGCGUAUUUCGCUUUAUUGUCUCAGUUUUGUAUCCCUCUUCAUUCGUUUUCUUAUGUUUAUAACUCUUUGUUUUCUUCCACUACUUUUGAUUCUACCUCCACUCCCUCUGAGUUGACUCAUUUGGGUGUGCGGAUUCGAUUCAAGAGUUUUAUUGAGAUUGUUUCCAAAGAACGACAUCUAUGGCAGAGGUAUAAUGCUAGGGGUCGAUUCACCAUGAUGCCCGAGGUUCCUUUUGAGAAAUUUCGAGUUGGAUCUCAGUUCUUUGUGUUGACUAGAAAACACGCGUUGGUGGUUGUUAAUGAUCGGACGUUGUGGAGGAAAUUUAAGAUUCCUUGCCAAAGUUCUGAGGAUUGUUACCCUGAAGAACAUUAUUUUCCAACUCUUCUUUCAAUGAGGGAUCUGAGUGGUUGUACCCAAUACACACUUACUCGGGUUAAUUGGACUGGAACUGCUAAUGGGCAUCCUUAUACUUAUCAAAGUUCAGAGGUUUCUCCUAAGCUUAUUUACCAGCUCCGGAAAUCGAAUUAUUCAGAGUCUUAUUUGUUUGCCCGGAAAUUCACUCCGGAUUGCUUGAGACCUCUGAUGGCUAUAGCUAAGUCUGUGAUUUUCCGGGACUGAAAUCUGUUACUGGUUAAAGACAAAAAAAAAAAAAAAAAGGAAAAAAAAGGUGUCAGGACAGUGCUGUGUAGCCUUACUUCUUGCUAAGGAAGAAGAAAAAGAAAAAGUUUUGUGUGGGAAUACGGUUAUGAAGAGGCGCCAAAGUGCCCACAGCCUGUAAGCCCACUUUCAUCCAGACUGCAGAAUUGCCCGUCCAGAAAAAGCUUUGGACAAAACAAAUUUUUUUUUUAAAGGGAAAAGAAUAGUUCGGGAAAGAGAUACAAGUGAAGCAGAAUGCAAGGUACUCUUGUCGAAAGUUGUAUUUUAAUUUUAAUUUCUUCCACUUUUUGUUCCCUGUAUUUUGAUAAUGUAACAAUAGAAAUACUGGCAGAAGAACUGAAACAAAAAAAUAGAAUCAUUCUCCUGUCAUUUCUAUGGUUUUUUUUUUUUUUUUCUUGUAAAUAUGUAAUAUCAUGGAAGGAAUUGAAGAAUAGAAUGGAUUAUUGGUUACUGGAAAA
Molecule: messenger RNA, 1893 nt
Organism: Benincasa hispida (wax gourd)
Lineage: Eukaryota; Viridiplantae; Streptophyta; Magnoliopsida; Cucurbitales; Cucurbitaceae
Product: Core-2/I-branching beta-1,6-N-acetylglucosaminyltransferase family protein
Cellular component (GO): membrane
Molecular function (GO): glycosyltransferase activity
Source: RefSeq, a predicted model, not a curated record